AUGCAUGAUAAUCGCAGUCGGAGACAUCACCACGUCAUGGAGAUCGCCUAUGUCAUUUCACCCAAACUCUCAACCCCUAAAAUGACGAAAGCGUGCGGGCCAACGUUGAAGGACUGCCCAUCUGGUCAGCUUAAUCGACGGGCCUUCCUGGAUAUGUACACGCACUUCUUCCCCGACGGAAAGGCUAAGGACUUCUACGCCCACCUUUUUCGCACCUUCGAUCAAGAUAACAGUGGCCAGAUCGAUUUUUCGGAGUUUCUCUCCGCCAUCAGCAUAACCCAGAGCGGUGGUCCUGAGGAGAAACUUGGCCUUGCCUUUCAACUCUACGACAUUGACGGGAACGGACAUAUUGAGGAGUCAGAAAUGAAUGAAAUCAUCAAGGCCAUCUACCUGAUGGUGGGCGAGACGGACCCCAGUCCCGAGAACAGUUCGGAAGUGAGGACACACGCGAUAUUCAAGAAGAUGGACCUCAACUCCGACCACGUUCUCUCCAAGGAGGAGUUCAUUCGAGGCUGCAUCAACGAUGAGCACCUCUAUAACCUGCUGGCCAGUGCCGGCAGUUAG
Echinococcus granulosus is the source of this 564-nucleotide messenger RNA. Its product is annotated as Neuronal calcium sensor 2. The record is from RefSeq and is a predicted model, not a curated record. Gene Ontology annotation, molecular function: calcium ion binding. The coding region runs from base 1 to 564 and encodes 187 amino acids. The transcript has 4 exons. Lineage: Eukaryota; Metazoa; Platyhelminthes; Cestoda; Cyclophyllidea; Taeniidae.